AUGAUAAAAAAAACCUUAACACCAUCAAGAAAAUCUCUUAUCAUAAUAUUAAAUACUUAUUUUGAAUUGAAUCGAUUUGAAGAGGCUGAAAAUUUUUUUAAUGUUGAAAUCAAAAAAAGAUGGAAUAUUAAUAAUGAUAUAGCAAUAAUUAAUCUUAUGAUAUCUGGCAAUUUUAAAAUAGCUGAGCAUUAUUCAAAUAAAAAUAAGAAUAGUAGUAAAACAUAUGACUACUUGAUAAACUCACAUAUUAGAAAGGCAAUAGAAUGGUAUUAUUAUGUUCUUAAUAAUAAUGAGAAGAUUGAAUUAAAUUAUUCAACUUUUAAUGUUUUAAUUAAAGGUUUUGGUAGAUUCAAAAAACUAGAUCAAGUGAAAAAUUGUCUUAAAGAAAUGAUUGAUUUAAAUAUUAAACCAAAUUUAACAACUUUUGAAAUACUAGCAGAUAUUUAUACUAAACAUCGAGAUUUGCAGAGUGUACUAUUAAUCUGGAAAGAUUUAAUGAAAAUAAAAUCAUCAUUAAAUCCAACAUUUAAUACUUGGAUAGUUUUUAUUAAAUCUUUAAUUUUAUGUAAUAAAGUGGAUUUGGCUUUGGAAUUCAUGAAAAGGGGCCAAAAAAUUUUAAAUAAAGAUUGGAAAGAUCGUAAAUUAAUGGAGGAAUUAUUUAAAGUUUUCAAUUGUCAAACUUUGGAUAACUGA
Molecule: messenger RNA, 693 nt
Organism: Entrophospora sp. SA101
Lineage: Eukaryota; Fungi; Glomeromycota; Glomeromycetes; Entrophosporales; Entrophosporaceae
Source: the annotation of a GenBank genome assembly